AUGGCAGCCGAAAGAGUGGCGCAGUCUGAGGACAAGCUCACAGCCUCCGGGAGCGAUGACGAGGCUCUGGACGAAUUGCUAGAGUCGCUGGAGAAUGACGACUCUUUUCUCGACCGCUAUCGUGAACAACGCACAGAGCAGCUUGCACAGCAUUUCCGAGAGGCGCGUCAAAAUGCCGCUAGCGGUGACUACGGGCAACUGCACACGUUGGAGGACGAGGGCGCGCUGCUUGCCCUUUCUACGCGAACCGCUCGCGUCGUGAUUCAUUUCUACCUGGAGACGUUUCCGCGCUGCCAGACAAUGGACUCCAAACUGCGAAAGUUAGCUGCCAAGCACAUGCACACGCGCUUUGUUCGCAUCUCCGUCGAGAAGUGUCCCUUUUUGGUUCAGCGCCUGGGCAUCAAAGUCCUCCCAUGCGUUAUCUCGUACCGGGACGGCCUCGAGCGCGAUCGUCUCGUCGGGUUCCAGGAUUUGGGGAACCAGCCUGAAGACUUUCCGCUGGCCGCACUCGAGCGGCGACUGGCCUCUAUUGGGAUGCUCCCUUCAGGUGCUGAUGCGCUGACCGUGAAUCGCAUCGAUCGAGAUCAUGAUUACUAG
Molecule: messenger RNA, 597 nt
Organism: Eremothecium gossypii ATCC 10895
Lineage: Eukaryota; Fungi; Ascomycota; Saccharomycetes; Saccharomycetales; Saccharomycetaceae
Gene: PLP1
Product: Plp1p
Exons: 1
Coding region: 1-597 (198 amino acids)
Cellular component (GO): cytoplasm
Source: RefSeq, marked provisional